AAACUUACAUUGAACAUUGACAUUUUUACUUAUGUGAAAUGGGCAGAAAGAGACCUCUUAAUCACCCGUGAGUUAUAUAUAUAAUAUAUAUAUAGUUUUAGUUUAAGCAGGGUUGCAAAUACUCCAGUAAGGUUCCAAAUCCAAUCCAAGUGCAUCGCUGAAGAUUAGAAGAAUCUCCACAAUGGAUCGUCAAUGGCGUCCAAAUCCCAAUCCCAUCCAAUACCAAAACAAUCUCUGCCCUAAUUGCUUUAUCCAACACUUUCCCUUUUGCCCCUCCCCUCCCCCUCCCCCUCCCCCUAAUUGGCCGCCACCACCACCACCACCACCACAACCUCACCACCAACUUCAACCUAACUCUAACACCACUUACGACUCCGAUUUCGAUAGAACCUUCAAAAGACCAAGAAUCGACGACGACCAACGAAGAUUAAAGCUCAUUCGUGAUCACGGUUUCAAUCCUCCAUACCCUCACCACGCUUACGUCACAUCACCACCACCACCACAACAACAACACCGUGACGCAUUUCCUCCUCCGCCACCACAUAUUCACAACGCUUCCAAUCCAAUUUACCAUCCACAGCACCAUCUUCACAAUGCACCUUACCACGGUCAAUUUGGCGUUGUUCACGAUGUUAAUUUUCCUUUUCAACAUCAACAAGGGAAUGGUAACAACAAUAGUCAUAACUUGAAUGCAAGAGAAUUGCAUCAUCCUUAUCCAUAUCCUUACCCUAAUGGCGAGAAUACCAGUCAAAUGGAACCUUCUAGAUUCUUCAACAACAUGCCUCCUCUUCCUACUUCUCCGCCGCCACCUCUUCCACCCAUGGAUCCACCCGUUAAUCAAUUCAAAACCUACUUUUCUCCACCUAACAAAUCACCUUCUCUUUUUCCUGUUACUACUUCCGUUGCUCAUGAACCUCACCCCUUACCUCAACCUUAUUUUCACACUAGUAAACCGCACCAUCCAGAAUUUUCCACUGGAUUUCCUAUUCAGGAACCCUCGAAACAGUACCCGGGAGAUGCUCAAUCUUUUUCACUGAAUCGAUUACCUGCUGAGAAGCCUAAGUUUGUUGAUGCUUCCCAAUUAUUCCGGAAUCCACUUCGAACUUCACGUCCCGAUCAUUUUGUCAUCGUACUCCGUGGUCUUCCAGGUAGUGGUAAGAGUUACUUGGCAAAGAUGUUGCGUGAUCUAGAGGUUGAAAAUGGUGGUGAUGCUCCACGAAUUCAUUCUAUGGAUGAAUAUUUUAUGACUGAGGUUGAAAAGGUUGAGGAUAAUGAUGGGUCAAAAUCUUCAAGUUCAGGAAGAAACAAAAGGCCUGUAACAAAGAAGGUCAUGGAGUAUUGUUAUGAACCUGAAAUGGAGGAGGCUUAUCGGUCAAGCAUGUUGAAAGCAUUCAAGAAAACUGUUGAGGAGGGUUUUUUUACCUUUAUAAUAGUGGAUGACCGCAAUCUGCGGGUAGCUGAUUUUGCUCAAUUUUGGGCAACUGCAAAGAGAUCGGGUUACGAAGUUUACAUUUUAGAAGCUACUUACAAGGACCCAGUGGGUUGUGCUGCAAGGAAUGUCCAUGGAUUUACACAGCAAGACAUAGAAAAGAUGGCUGAGCAAUGGGAAGAAGCUCCAUCCUUGUAUCUGCAGCUUGAUGUGAAGUCACUAUUUCAUGGAGAUGAUCUAACAGAAAACAGAAUACAGGAGGUUGACAUGGAUAUGGACGAUGAUCUUGAUGAUGCUUUACCUGCAGCACAAGGCAGAGAAGCUAACAAAGCUGCUGACCCUCCUGUCAAGGAUGAUGAAAGUUCCAUAAAGGGGGGGAAGAGAUGGGAUGCUGAAGAUGAACAUCCAACGGAAGUCAGAGAUUUGGGUAAAAGCAAAUGGUCAGAAGAUUUUGGUGAAGAUGGUAUCUACCAAACAGAAGGUAUGAAGGGCAAUAUUAAUGCUCUGUCUGGGUUAAUUCAUCAAUAUGGCAAGGAACGAAAAUCUGUACAUUGGGGUGAUCAGGCUGGCAAAACAGGAUUUUCUAUAGGCACUGCAAGGAAGAUAAACGCAUUGUCUUUAGUGAUUGGACCUGGUGCUGGAUACAACCUGUGUGUUUAUGUACAGAAGUCGAAUCGUUUACCUGAAGAGGAAAGUCCAACCCGAAAUAGUGUGGAACCAAAGAAGCACAACACAUUUCAAGAAAGAAUCCGGGCUGAACGUGAAUCAUUCAAAGCUGUCUUUGACGGGAGACGUCCACGUAUUGGACUUGAUGUGGAGGAGGACUGAUUCAGAAAUUUAGUUCAUUCUGCGCUUCAUAAAGAUAGGUUGGAUUUAUACCUUCAUGUAUCAUGACUAGUUAAAUUAAAGAAAAUUGAAAUUUUUGGCUGGCUGGCUGGAAUUGAAAAACAUGCUCUCCCUAGCCAAGUUUUGUGAAAUGAUGUAAAAUUUGUAUCAAAAGGUUAAAAUUUGUAGUAUAUAUAUAAAUUCCUAAUAUGGUAAGAUCAAGUUGGUAUCUGUA
Messenger RNA from Cicer arietinum (chickpea), 2489 nucleotides. RefSeq lists its product as uncharacterized. The record is from RefSeq and is a predicted model, not a curated record. Gene Ontology annotation, cellular component: nucleus. Gene Ontology annotation, biological process: regulation of telomere maintenance. Lineage: Eukaryota; Viridiplantae; Streptophyta; Magnoliopsida; Fabales; Fabaceae.